AUGGCUGAAAAUGAGAGCAAAUUAGAAGCUAACAAUGGCGCUAAGUUGACGGUGGCGAACGAUAGUAGAGAUGAGCUGGCGCUGCUCACUGUUAAAGACGAGCCGUUCGUUGAUCUAUGUGAGGAUGACGACGGCCCCCGGGGUUGCGCCGGCGGCGGGGACGCGUGGCUGCCCGAGCCGAUUGAGGGGCUGAGGGAGAUCGGACCGCCGCCAUUUCUGAGGAAGACGUACGAGAUGGUGGAUGACCCGAGCACGGACUCGAUUAUAUCGUGGGGCCGUGCGAAAGCGAGCUUCGUUGUCUGGGACCCUCACAGAUUCUCGUCCGAGCUGCUCCCUAAGUACUUCAAGCACCGCAAUUUCUCCAGCUUUGUUCGGCAGCUCAACACCUAUAGGUUCAAGAAGAUCAAUUCGGACAUAUGGGAAUUCGCAAACGAAGGCUUUCAGCGAGGUAAGAAGCACAUGCUGAAGCACAUCACGAGGCGAACGCCCAAGCCCAACUCCCGAGCUACUCAACAAAUUGCGACAACCUUGGAAUCUCAGCCUGACCCCUUCCAUCACAAAGUGCAGGCGGAGUUUGAGAAUCUGAAAGCCGAGCAGAACACAUUAAAAACCGAAGUCAUGAAGCUAAGGCGGAAGCAGGAGAAUACCGAACAUUACUUGGCUGCCAUCAAAGAGCGCCUUUAUAUCAGUGAGAAAAAGCAAAAGAACAUGGCACUGUUCUUGAUGAAAUUCUUGAAGAGCCCCGUGUUUGUGCAGCAUUUGACCAAGAGAAUUGAAAACAUAGCGGCAAUUAGAGAUGAAGGGAUUUUAAAGAAGAGAAGGUUAGUUUGUGGAGAUGAGAUUGCUAAUUUGGGUUGUGAUUCGGACGACAAGGCAUUAUUUUGUUCUAACGAGUCGAAUGGCGAUCAUGGGGAUGAGAGUACUUGUGAUGGUUGCUCUGAGAAUUUUGUUAUGUGGGAGAAACUAAUGGAAGACGAUAUGGUUUACGAGUUGGAUGGAGUAGCAACCGAGCAAAAAUCGGAUAUCAUGUUUGAAUUAGACGAAUUAAUAUCGUCAAAGAAUGUGGAGUGUGGCGGUGUUCAGAUGGGAGGUUUAGCGGAGCUCGAUGGAUGUCUGGCAUCCAUGGCGUAG
Molecule: messenger RNA, 1131 nt
Organism: Striga hermonthica
Lineage: Eukaryota; Viridiplantae; Streptophyta; Magnoliopsida; Lamiales; Orobanchaceae
Source: the annotation of a GenBank genome assembly